Messenger RNA from Trypanosoma brucei brucei TREU927, 504 nucleotides. RefSeq names its product ubiquitin-conjugating enzyme E2, putative. Lineage: Eukaryota; Euglenozoa; Kinetoplastea; Trypanosomatida; Trypanosomatidae. The record is from RefSeq and is a predicted model, not a curated record. The transcript has a single exon. Bases 1 to 504 code for a protein of 167 amino acids.
AUGCGUCGCUUGCAGAAGGAGUUACGCGACAUCACCGUGGACCCUCCACCGUAUUGUAACGCCGCUCCUUCGUCGGAAAGCAUUUUCACGUGGUAUUUCACCCUCGAUGGACCACCUCAGACGCCUUAUGAAGGUGGUCGAUACCUUGGGGAGCUGAGGUUCCCACCUGAAUAUCCGAUGGAGCCACCCAAAAUAAUUAUGCUGACGCCGAGUGGACGGUUUGUUAUUAACAGUCCCAUUUGCCUUACCAUAACUGAUUUUCAUCCGGAAGAGUGGAGCCCAAUGUGGGGGGUGCGGACAAUAAUCACUGGUUUGCUUUCAUUCAUGGUCAGUGAGGAAAGUGGGUUGGGCGGGAUAACGGAAACUGCAGUGAGUCGAAGGGCUCUGGCUGCAAAAAGUCAUCGCUAUAAUGUGGAGCGUGUGCCGGUAUACAAGGAAUUGUUCAACAGCGAGUACCAGAAAGAUUUAAAAAAAUUGAAUAAAAAAAACAAAGAUACCUCGUGA